Molecule: messenger RNA, 4457 nt
Organism: Desarmillaria tabescens
Lineage: Eukaryota; Fungi; Basidiomycota; Agaricomycetes; Agaricales; Physalacriaceae
Product: pleiotropic drug resistance ABC transporter
Exons: 22
Coding region: 1-4287 (1428 amino acids)
Biological process (GO): transmembrane transport
Cellular component (GO): membrane
Molecular function (GO): ATP binding; ATP hydrolysis activity; ABC-type transporter activity
Source: RefSeq, a predicted model, not a curated record
AUGUCCGGGGCCGCGACUCAGUCACCUUCCUCUGGGGAGGCCGCUAUGUCUCAUGUUGAUGUCAACUAUUUCAAUCCCGACGGUGAUGAAGGACUGCGUAGAACCAUUAGUCGCAUGUCGGCGGCAACGCAGGAUAUCGAACAAACGGGAUCUUCGGAAACGCUUAACGCCUUUGAUCUACGAAAAGUACUGGAACAAGUAGCUGAACAGCGUGAAAAAGCGAACCUCAAGUCACGAGAAUUGGGGGUCAUGUUCGAAAACUUGCGAGUCAUCGGUCUCGGUGCCACCGCCUCAUAUCAGCCAACUUUGGGUUCGACUUUAAAUCCUUUGGGAAUAGUGGAAGGAAUCCAGGCCGCGCGACAUCCUCACACGCGCGACAUUCUAUCGGGUUUCGAAGGAGUUGUGAAUCCGGGUGAAAUGCUGUUGGUUUUGGGGCGCCCCGGAUCAGGUUGCACGACCCUGCUCAAGACACUGGCCAAUCAACGGGGUGAAUAUCACGCUUUCGAGGGCGACGUCCACUUCGACUCUCUUAGUCAUCGUGACAUUUUCAAGAAUUAUCGCGGCGACGUCAUCUACUGUCCCGAAGAUGACGUGCAUUUCCCUACCCUCACUGUCGAACAGACAAUCAAAUUUGCCGCUAAAUUGCGCGCGCCUCACCUUCGCCUGGGAUAUUCUCGAGAGGAUUACGCCGAACACAUUACUGAACUAUUGACCACCGUGUUUGGUCUAAAACACGCGAGAAAAACUCUUGUCGGCGACGCUGCCAUUCGUGGUGUGUCUGGCGGGGAGAAAAAACGCGUAUCAAUUGCAGAGGUCCUUGCAACUCGGGCAUGUGUGGCUUCUUGGGAUAACUCUACCCGCGGUCUUGAUGCGUCCACUGCCCUGGAAUUUGUCCGUGCGCUCCGUAUUGCCACCGAUAUUGCAAAAAUGACUACCGUCGUUUCCCUGUAUCAGGCCGGAGAGUCCCUGUACAAACUAUUCGACAAGGUCUGUGUAGUCUACGACGGCAAGAUGGCAUACUAUGGCCCCACUAAUGAAGCGCGUUCCUAUUUCAUCGAUAUGGGUUAUGAACCUGCCAAUCGUCAAACUACUGCAGAUUUUCUUGUUGCCGUCACCGAUCCUAAUGGUCGGAUACCACGCUCCGAUGCUUUACACCUCCCCCGGACUGCGGCGGAAUUUACGACGCACUUCCAAGCUUCGGGAAUUUCCAAGAUGAACAAGGCUGAGAUCCAGCGUUUCAAGGCGGAACGUGUAGGCAAAGCCGAUAUGGUUCAGUCCUACAAGGAGAGCGCACGGGAGGACCAUUCGAAGCAUACGCGAUUGGGCUCUGCUCACUUGACCUCACUUCCGAUGCAGGCCAGAGCGGUCAUGGUACGGCGAAUACAGAUCCUAAGAGGGAAUAUGCUGGCUACGAUUUUGAAUCUCUUUUCAUUCCUAUUUCAAGGUAUCAUUAUUGGUUCCGUGUAUUUGAAAAUGUCUACCUCCACGAACGCGUACUUUUCUCGCGGGGGUGUUUUGUUCUUUGCGCUGUUCUUCUCUGCUCUAAUCUCGAUGGCGGAAAUUCCCGCACUCUAUGCUCAACGGCCCAUCAUACUGCGACAACACUCGUGGGCUCUAUACCAUCCCUUUAUCGAUCAAGUAGCUCUGGUUUUAGUCGAUAUCCCCAUGGCCUUUGCAUCGUCCGUGAUCUUUUCGGUCUUAAUCUAUGAGAUGGCACAAUUACAGCAGUCAGCGGGACAGUUCUUCAUAUUCUUUUUGUUCAUGUUCGUUGUCUCGAUUACGAUGAAGAGUUGGUUCCGUGCCGUAGCGUCCGCUUUUGCGGCAGAAGCGCUUGCCCAAACGUUUGCUGGUAUUUCCGUAUUGGCCUAUGCUGUCUAUACUGGAUAUUCAUUGCCUUUACCGUCGAUGAUCGGUGCUCUUAAAUGGAUCUCGUAUCUCAAUCCUUUGAGAUGGGGUUUCGAGUCAGUCAUGACUAACGAAUUCCGCUCUAUUAAUGGCAGUUGCGGUUCCUUGGUUCCCCGCGGCGCUGGGUACGAGAACAUUACCCUGGACAAUCAAGUGUGUCCCGUCGUCGGAGCACAAUCCGGCCAGCCUUUCGUUGAUGGAAACGCUUUCGCGUACCUUUCAUUUGAUUACCGCUUCAGUCACACUUGGCGGAAUUUCGGCAUCAUCAUCGCAUUCCUAGUUGCGUAUACCACAGCACUGCUCGUUUUCACUGAAGUCAAUACAAAGCUGACUUCGGCCAACUCCGUCGUUCUGUUCAAGCGUGGGGCAAAAACUGAUGCAGUUCCGAAGAAAAGCUCCGACAGUGAUGAUGCUGAGAAGGCUUCUCAAACUACAACACGAGGUGGUGGUCUGAGUGACGAGGAAAAGACUGGAGACUACGACAAGGCGCUUAAGGCAACGCCUUCUGUGACAGAUGUAUUUUCCUGGCAGCACUUGACUUACACCGUUCCAGUCGCGGACGGGAAACGUAGACUUUUGAACGGUGUUUCUGGUUUUGUGGCCCCGGGCAAGCUCACUGCACUGAUGGGGGAGUCUGGUGCUGGUAAAACGACUCUUCUUAAUGUCUUGGCAGAGCGUGCCAAUGUUGGUAUUAUUACUGGCGAUCGAUUCGUCAAUGGACAUGCCCUCCCGAAGGAUUUCCAAUCUCAAACUGGAUACUGCCAACAGCAAGACACCCAUGUUGGGUCAGCAACGGUUCGCGAGGCACUUUUAUUCUCCGCACAAUUGCGUCAACCCUCAUCCGUACCUCUGAGUGAAAAAGUGGAGUAUGUGGAGAAGUGCAUCCAGCUUUGCGGUUUGGAGCCAUUCAGAGAUGCGACUCUGGCCGCGAAGCCCAAACUACUACUGUUUCUUGAUGAACCGACCUCCGGUUUGGAUUCCCAAAGUGCUUGGGCCGUCAUGCUUUUCCUCCGUGAUCUUGCAGACAAUGGACAGGCCAUUCUGUGCACCAUUCAUCAACCGUCCGCAGAACUCUUCCAGAUGUUUGACCGUUUGUUGCUCCUCCGGAAAGGGGGUGAGACGGUGUACUUUGGCGAUUUAGGGCACAAUGCUACGACACUCAUCGACUACUUCCAGACUCAUGGAUCGCGUCGAUGUGAACCAGAAGAGAACCCUGCUGAGUUCAUGCUUGACGUCAUCGGCGCAGGUGCAUCUGCGACCACGAGGGAAGAUUGGCAUGAGAUCUGGUGUAACUCCGACGAAUUCACAAAGGUCCAGGGACAGAUCCAGGAAAUCCAUGCGAAAGGCCGUUCACAACCUGCAAUGGGAACUACAUUGCAUUCGGAAUAUGCUACAUCUUGGUUCCAUCAAGUAGUACAGCUUGUCAAACGUGACGCUGCUGACCAUUUCCGGGAUCCCAGCUACAUGAUGGCUAAGAUGGCGCUGAAUAUCGUCUCCGGACUUUUCCUCGGAUUUUCAUUCUUCAAGUCAAAGGAUACACAACAGGGCACCCAAAACAAACUAUUUUCUAUCUUUAUGUCCACUAUUAUCAGUGUUCCCCUGGCGAACCAGCUUCAGAUCCCGUUCCUCAAUAUGCGCUCCAUCUACGAGAUUCGUGAGCGUCCAAGCCGCAUGUACAAUUGGACCGCCCUUGUGACCUCCCAAAUCCUCGUCGAGAUACCCUGGAAUAUCAUCGGGUCUUCGUUGUAUUUCUUCUGCUGGUAUUGGACGUCUGGAUUUACCAGCGAUCGUGCGGGAUACAGUUAUCUUAUGAUUGGCGUGAUUUUCCCGUUGUACUACACCACGAUUGGGCAGAGCAUCGCUGCUAUGAGUCCUAACGCGGAGAUCGCUGCUAUUCUCUUCAGUUUCCUUUUCUCGUUCGUGCUUACUUUCAAUGGCGUAGUUCAGCCUUAUCGAGAGCUCGGAUGGUGGAAGUGGAUGUACCGUCUCUCCCCGUACACUUAUCUCAUCGAAGGUAUGCUCGGCCAAGCCGUCGGCCAUCGGGAGAUUACGUGCUCGUCAGUUGAAGUAGUCACUCUCAACCCCCCGGCCGGACAAACGUGCGGUCAGUACAUGCAAAACUACAUUUCGAGAUCAGGCGGAUACCUCACCAACCCCGACGCUUCUUCAUCCUGCGGCUUUUGCUCUACCCGCACCACUGAUGAAUUCUUGUCCAACAACUUCAACGUCUUCUACUCGCAUCACUGGCGGAAUGUUGGCCUAAUGGCCGCUUUCAUUAUCUUUAAUAUUGUAGCAAUUUUCGCAUUCACUUUCUGGUUCAGAAUCCGUACUCGGAGCGUACUGGAAAUGAUUCGUGGCCGUGGACGCUCUAAGACUCAUUAGAAGUAAUUUAGUUCCAAUUUAUGUAUCGUAACAUUCAGUCGACAUCUACAACUACAUACCUAGACAUUUUAAAUGAAUAAUUAUGAAGACCAUGAUAUUUUGGGCCGUGAGAUGUUGGGGCAGUCUGAGUAGGUUCGGGUAAUUGGGAUAAAUUUACGCCAAAAUUUUGA